AUGGCGCCGGCGAAUGAGCGCGGCUCGCGCACCGUCCACACCGCGGCCUGCUUGAUCAUCGGCGAUGAGACCAACUCGGCGCACAUGGCAAAAUGGUGCUUCGCUCUGGGAGUUAGCCUGAAGCGAAUCGAGGUGAUCGAGGACGAUGAGAGCGAGAUUAUGGAGGCGGUUCGUCGGAUGAGCGAUCGUUACGACUUUGUUGUCACCAGCGGCGGAAUUGGGCCAACGCACGACGACAUCACCUAUCAGUCCAUUGCCAAGGCGUUUAGUCUGCCCCUCAAGCUACACAAGGAGGCGUUUGACAAGAUGAAGAAGCUGUCCAAGCCUCAUCCUUCCCAGCCCAAUUUCAGCUGGGACACCGACUCACCCGCUCUCAAGGCUAAGCUGCGCAUGGUUGAGCUGCCGACGGACGAGUCUCGGGACUUGGGCGAGCAAUUCAUCUUUCCCCACGACGAUCUUUGGGUUCCCGUCGCCGUCGUCAACGGAAACAUUCAUAUUCUUCCGGGUGUCCCGAGGCUGUUCGUGAAGCUACUUGACGGACUGAAGCCGCACAUUCUUCCGAGGCUUGUCGACCCGGAGGGCAAGGGAACCACGAGGGUGUUGAUAUCAACGCCCCUUGCCGAGAGCGAGAUUGCCGCCUAUCUCACGGAGCUGGCGGCCAAGGUUGAGCCCAAGGGCGUCAAGGUCGGGAGCUACCCGCGGUGGGGCAAAUCACGAAACACGGUUACACUCGUCGGGAGAGACCACGCGUUCCUGGACAGCAUAGUAGCCGAGGUGGCGGAGAAUGUCCGGGGCAAGCGGGUCACGACCGAGAGCGACGAUGACGAAGCCGGCACCGGGACGGACAAGAAUGCCUGA
Molecule: messenger RNA, 858 nt
Organism: Hirsutella rhossiliensis
Lineage: Eukaryota; Fungi; Ascomycota; Sordariomycetes; Hypocreales; Ophiocordycipitaceae
Product: putative molybdopterin binding domain-containing protein
Exons: 7
Coding region: 1-858 (285 amino acids)
Source: RefSeq, a predicted model, not a curated record